Molecule: messenger RNA, 8361 nt
Organism: Oryzias melastigma (Indian medaka)
Lineage: Eukaryota; Metazoa; Chordata; Actinopteri; Beloniformes; Adrianichthyidae
Gene: hoxb3a
Product: homeobox B3a
Exons: 3
Coding region: 3512-4966 (484 amino acids)
Biological process (GO): regulation of transcription by RNA polymerase II
Cellular component (GO): nucleus
Molecular function (GO): RNA polymerase II cis-regulatory region sequence-specific DNA binding; DNA-binding transcription factor activity, RNA polymerase II-specific
Source: RefSeq, a predicted model, not a curated record
AUUAUUAUUAUUAUUAUGACUGGAUGAAAGGAUGGAUGGAUGGAUGUAUGGAUGGAUGUAUGGAAGGAUGGAAGGAUGGAUGGAAGGAUGGAUGGAUGGAAGGAUGGAUGGAUGGAGUGAGCGCGCGGCUGUCGCACCUCCGUCGCGCUGUAAUGACGGCAGCAGCCGCAGGCAGCGCUUCUCUGAAAGUGUCAAACACAAUAUUUCGCCUCAUUUCUGUGGACGAUAGAAAAAACUGUUGGGGGCGGGACAGGCUAAUGUGAUUUCCCCCCUUCAUUUUUUCCAAUAUAUAUGUGCACAUUUCUCUGGAUGGAUGUGUAAUAGGAUUGCUUCUUGAAGCAGCAGCCCGGCGCUCAGACGCGCACGCUGCUCGGUGUCCGCGCGCAGAAGAAAACCCCAAACAGAAACGAUGUCAGCAUUUAAGAAAUGAUUCAUUAGAAGCUGGCGGGCACGCGCUCUAGGCUCCGCGCGCUUUGGCAGGGGUUGUAACUUUAGAUGAAAUCGUAGAAAUGAAUGAUUCGAAGUUGAGUCGCAGCUCCGCGCUCAGACAUUCCUUAUCUCUUGAUGAAGAAAAACGUUUCAUCGUCCGCGCGUCACUGCGCUGCGCCGUUUGUUGUGACAUCACAAACGUGAAUCAUUCGUGUUUGUCAAAGCGACUCCAAACUGGCAGCGAGAUGAGUGGAAUGACGGCGGUCGCGGAGCUCCCGCGCGCGCGCUCCUCUGCAGGGCCUUGAGGGGAGGACGGCCGCGCGGAACUUCUUGUUGCAUCCACACUGAACGACUCGAAACAUGUUGGCUUUCAGACUCAGCCUGGCAGAGACCGAGCGGAUCUGCGCGCCAUGAGAAAAUCUCGGUUCGCUUUUCCUGAAAUCUACGACAAAAGCGCGCCAAAGCCGAGCCCGAUCCACACAGAGACGCAGACGGAGCACGAGGCGCAUCUUCCCACUCACUGCAACUGAGAGUGGCAGCCAUAUUGUUCUCCUCUGUGUUCUUUUCCCACGCACAGGAGGUCUGGCACGCACGCGGAGCGGACUCGCCACUGCGCCAUGCAGAGGACGACUGCGAUUUCAGCUCGAAAUCCGAUCAAAAACAGUCUGAAUAUGUAGGAAUGAUAUCGAUUCAUGCAAAACAUUUACCGGACACACGCAGACGGAAGCCGCGUGCGUGACGGCAAAAAUGACCACACGUACCAAACGGCCUCUUUACGAACGCUGAAGGUAAUCCUCGUGAAGUGAAAUCGACAUUUAAAUUCAUUCACCGAAUUACCAACUUUUUUUUAUUGUAUAAUAUAUUUUAAACGAGCGGAACUCACAGAAAAGUCUCGCGCCGAAGCUUUCCAUAGAUAAACAAAAGAGGCUCUGACCAAAAACUGCUCUCGUCAUCUGAAGACCACGCGCACUGAUUCAGUAAAAAUUAAUUAAUACCUCGAUUUAGGAUAAUUGCUGAAUUAAAAAGGCAAAACAAAAAUAUUUUAGUUAAUUGUUUUCAUAUAUUUGAAUUUUACCGAGACGGGAAAUAAGACAGAUCCAAAACGGAAAGCAGGCACGGGUUCGAAUCUGAAACAAUAUGAAUAUUAAAAAUAUUAUUUUUAUUCAAAUACAUUUUGUUUGGUUUCCGAAAGAUCCCCUCAGGUCUGCAAACCUACAGUCUCGUGCGUCCUGCGCGCGCUGGAUGUCAGGGAGCUUCUCUGUCUCGGUGACGGGCGCGCUACAAAGCUCCCCAACAAUGAACACGGUCACCGCAUCAAACCUACACCCCAACGCGGCUCUCUCGGCUCUGUAUUCUCCAGGCCGCGCAGACGGGAUGAAACGAAAGGCUGCAGAGCCGGAAGUGCUGCUCACGCGCAGAGAAGGCUGCUGCGGUUUCUUUCACUUCUCCAGUUUGUGUCUUUAGCUCCAAUUAUCGGAUUUGCUUUCCGGUUAUUGAACUUUCUCUCUCAUUUUUCCAUCACCCUGCUUCUCAUCUUAUCUCCCUCCCUCUGUAAUUGUCUGGAUGGUAAAAGACAAUGUGUGCGCGUGGGCAGAUAACACAAUUGCAGGAGUGGGGAGACAGGGAGCCAAAGCCAAGUGCGUCUGCGGGAGUUUGGUCUUUAGGAUAUGCAGAGACCCCCUCCCUGAAAUAAGAACAUUCAGAAAACAGCGUGCUGUAAUCCUUUCAUUUAUGACUCCAAAACGAGAUUCUGAGUGAUUGCCUUUAAAUGCAACGGAUCGAGUCAGAGGGGGGGGGUCCCCAUCCUGUUUGAAGGAUGUGACAUUUCAAACAAGAAGUUUUCAUGCGCUGCUCCUGUUUGAGCUAAAGUCCCAGUUAGCGUCUGAAGCUCGGGUCAGAUCACAGCAGAAUGCCUGCUCCUCACUCCCUCUCGACCUUCUCCCGCUCCUUCCUCUCCUCUGAUCGCGCCCAGUUUGACGCCAUGUAAUGACCACCAUCUGGCCCCCGUGCAGUUCGGACGGACACGCGGGUCACGGAAAACGUGCCAAACCCAGAUCAUCAGAGCACCCCCACUUUCAAGCGUUUUUUCCCCCCAGAGUCCACGGGCCGGUUCAGGAACAGUUCACUCUGUCAAUCCACCCGCGGCGCGCGCAGGGCCUGACCUGCGGGGACGCGCGGGUGGAAGGAAGGCCACAGACUCAAGAGAAGCUGUUCAGGAACGGCUCGUUGAUGUGCGGGUUCUCGCGACGGUAACAGGUCAGUGAGGUAACCAAAAGAGGAGGGGGAGACAGAGGGAGACAGAUGAGCUGCUGAGAGCUGCAGACACCAGCAGAAAACAGAGAUGCCGGGAGUUCAGGGGAUCACUCCACGAAGGUUCGAGCUCUUCUCGACCACCGUCCAGCUCUGAGUGCAGCGGGUCCAUCUGACCCAACAGCCCGCAUGCAGCGGGACCGACCGGGCGGACCAGAAGACGAGUAUUUGCAGCUCAGUCGGAGGGGGUGGGGGUUGAGCGCGCGCGCACGGUGCUCUGCUUUUUUCUUUUUUGUGAGUGUGUAAGGUGAGGUAGUACAGCGAGCCCCGGAACGAGCAGUUCCCAUCAGCUCGUGUCCCUGCUGUCGGCAGGCGAGUUUCUGUCAGAUUUAUAGCUGCUGAGAUUAAAAAAAAACAAAACAAAACAAAAAAAAACGCGUCUGCGCCACGGUGUGCGCCAGAGGUGCAGCCAUGGAUGCACAUCGGUUACAGCAGCAGGCAAUGGGGUCGUUCAAGUGGCGACUUUAACAUUUUUUCUCACCAGAAUAUUUUUCUAGAAUAUCAAAAGUCUCGCGCGUAAUUUCGCCCUGGAAAUUAGCAGAAAAAUCCGUCGCGGGAUUUCUGCUCCCGCACGAGUCCGCUCCGCAGCCAGCUCAUCCCGGAGAGAAGCGCGGAGAGGAGAUCCAGCGGGAGGCGCGCAGCAGAGCAGAGCAGGUCAGAUUGCAGGGGACCGUUGGGAAGACACCGUCACGUGACCUCCGGUACCAAAUGGUCUUCCGGCAGUGGGUUUCAGUAAGGACCGGAGCCCCAGAAGACGCCGCCUCUCCCAGACAUGCAGAAGACUUCCUACUACGACAACUCCUCCGCGCUCUUCGGCGGCUACUCCUCCUACCAGGUGCAGGGCGCAGCGGCGGCGGCAGCAGCGGCCGCCGCCAACGGCUUUGGGAGCUACGAUGCGCCGGUCCCGGUGUCCCACCACCAGCCCAGCUUCCAGUCGGCGGCCCACCUGGACGUGGACUCGUACCAGCCCUCCGCGUGCUCCCUGCAGGCCCUGGGCAGCGGCGGGGGCCUGCAGCAGCAGCUGGCCAAGACCAAGGAGCUGAACGGCAGCUGCAUGAGGCCCAGCCUGCCGCCUGAGCACCUCCCCGCCUCCCAGGUGUCCCCCCCGCUGCCCCCCAACCCCAGCAAUGGCAGUGCCGCCGCGCAGCAGCCGGGGGGCAGUGCCGGCUCCUCCACAGCCUCCAAGUCAGGCCCCAAUAAGUCAUCCAACUCUUCCUCCUCCACAUCCUCGUCCUCCUCGUCCUCCUCCUCCUCCCUGCCGCCCAACCCCGCGCUGGCCAAGCAGAUCUUCCCCUGGAUGAAAGAGUGUCGGCAAACGACCAAGCAGAAAAACUGUUCACCCAGCAACAACUCUGGCAACGUGUCAGGAGGAGCGGAGAGCGGCAGCAGCGGGGAGAAGAGUCCCACCAGCGGCUCGUCGGCGUCCUCUAAACGAGCUCGGACGGCGUACACCAGCGCUCAGCUGGUGGAGCUGGAGAAGGAGUUCCACUUUAACCGGUACCUGUGUCGGCCCCGGCGCGUAGAGAUGGCCAACCUGCUCAACCUGUCCGAACGGCAAAUCAAGAUUUGGUUUCAGAAUCGACGUAUGAAGUACAAGAAGGACCAAAAGUCCAAGGGCUUGAGCUCCAGCUCCGGAGGGCCGUCCCCCACAGGCUCCCCCCCUCUGCCUAUGCAGUCCUCUGCCAGCUUCCUAAACUCCAUGCACCCCAUGGGAGGAGGGGGCGGAGCAGGGGGCCCAGCCUAUGACACCCCUUCGCCGCCAUCUUUUGGAAAACUCCACCAAGGAGUGUCUUAUUCAAUGUCUACUGCCUAUUCUAAUGUUCCCAUGAAGAGCUGCCCCCCUCAGAAAUAUGGUGCCCCAGACCCAGAUUAUGGCGACCCCCAUUCCCACCACAGCCUGGUGCAGGCCAACAACACUGGUUAUGGGACACCAACUAACAUACAGGCCAGUCCAGUCUACGUUGGGGGCAGCGGCUACGUGGAACCCAUGGCUGGGUCGGGGCCCUCCAUGUACGGGCUAAACCACCUGGGACCCACGCCGCCUCACCACCAAACCAUGGACUACAACGGCGCGGGGCCCAUGUCAGCCUCCAACCAGCACCACGUGGGUGGAGGGGGGCCUCAGGGUCCCUGCGACCCCCCCACACACCCCACCUACACCGAGCUGUCGGCGCACCACACCUCUCAGGGCAGAAUCCAGGAAGCACCCAAGCUCACCCACCUGUAGCAGGUUUGGAACAAAACGACAAUGCAGGAACUAGUGAAGACUCCACAAACGAGUAGCACCACGUGUCUCACUAACAAGCUAGCUGACGUGUGGGGGCUCUACUGCUGCAAGGGGACAGCGGGAGAGACAAAAGAAGACAGACACGCCCAUCCAGUGGUUUGCCUUCUGCUCUACGGCCACAAAGAGCAAAAAUCAGUGUUGACAUCCGGGUUCUGCGUUGAACCAUCCGUGUGGUCACACAUUCGUUUGGCCACACGGAUGGUUCGACGCCAAGUCUUUAGAACUCAAAAGUAAACAUGUAAAUGAUGGUGUCACUACGUUUGCUGGAUGCUGCAUCAGCUACAGCUACAACAAAAAAACACUGCACUGCCAGAAUAGCUUCUGGAACCAUUUUGGUCCAACCUAGAACCAUCAGAAGAGUCCUAAAUGUUCCUCCUCACUUUAACUGCCUUCAUCAGAGCAGCUCUGAGCAUCAAAGUACAAGGAGACGAGUCACUCACAUGACUUGUUGCAGUGGCCAAAAAAUAAAUAAAAACUGUGUGGAUGUACGAUCCCGGACAAGCCCCCAAAUGUAUGUUACACCCCUGUUUUUAUUAGCAAGGCCAGGUGGGGCAGAAAAUGUGGACCCCAAGUGGGUUUGUCCACAGAUUCAGUGGUGGCCCCACUUGUGUUUGCCCACAUUAGCUUUGGUGGGCACUCAGUGGGUUGGCUUGCUACACUAGCUAGCUGCAAAGGUGGACAACGGAGCUUGCUAGUUUGCUACAGGGGAGCUUGCUAGCUUGAUACAAAGGAGCUCGCAAGCUUAAUGCACUGGAGCUUGCUAUAGUGGAGCUUGCUAGCUCGAAACUACGGAGCUUGCUAGUUUGAUACAGCGGCGCUCACUACAGCAGAGCUCGCUACAGAUGAGCUCGCUAGCUCGCUACAGCAGAGCUUGCUAUCUACAGCAGAUUUCUCUAUCUCAGUACAACGGAGUUCGCUACAGCGGAGCUCGCUGGCUUGUUACAGUGGAUUUUGCUAGAUUGAUACAGCAGAUUUUGCAAGCACGCUACAGCGGUGUUUGCUACACCAGAGGUCGCUAGUUUGAUACACCGGCGCUCCCUACAGCGGAGCUCGCUUCAGAUGAGCUCGCUAGCUCGCUACAGCAGAGCUUGCUAUCUACAGCAGAUUUCUCUAGCUCAGUACAACGGAGUUUGCUACAGCGGAGCUUGCUAGCUUGGUGCAGUGGAGCUUGCUUGCAUGCUACGCCAUCCACCAGGAGGCCGGUUAGCGUAGGGAACCAACCCACUGAGUGGCCACCUCAGCUAAUGUGGGCAAACACAGGUGGGGCCACCACAGAAAUUGCAGAUUAACCAAAUUGGGGCCCACAUUUUUCAGCCACUUUGAAACCAUAUGGGCCCCAUUUGGCUUUGCUGGCUGGGCCCUAGACUGAAAAGGCGCGUAGCUAUGUCAAAUUAAAUAGAAUGGAGAAAUAGCAAUAUUUGGCAUAUUAGUUUGAUGCUUCACAUGAAUUAUUGGCUCACUGAGCUUUAACUCUUCCUAUAGGCCUUUUUAAAACGCUUGUUAAUCCUCACUUGAAGUAUUUUGCGUUGUGAGGUGUUUUUGUAUGCAUAAAUAGUGACAUAACUUGACAGAUGUUAGCUUACAAAUGCAGAAAUUUAUCUGAAACGCCACAAAGAAAUUGGAAGUAAAGGAUGUUUAAGUCAAUCACUUUACUACAGUCUAAUUAAAUCUCAUGGUUCCCAUGGAAGUACUAUGCUGCUGUCUUCUUUUUUAGAUGAUUUUUUUAAAGGACUGGGGCCAAACCGUGAAAGUAGGAACAGGGAUGUAGUAAAAAAAAGCCUGUAAUGACCCUCUUAGAGAUAUUAUGCGGUUGAAAAUUGUUCUUUGAUGGCAAAUUCUCCCCCCAAGACCCUCUUACACACACGGCUCUCCUGCCUGCUAGAUGAACUCGUUGAGAUUUUAAUGGGCAGUUAAGGAGGUGGUUGGAUUUAUUAUGCUGGGUGUUCUCCCCCUGCAGGCAACACAUGUUGUUGUCAGCAGUGGAGCUGAGCUGUACGCGGGGCUCAGGCCCUCCAUCAGCCGGAGAAAUGCAACACUGCUCCACAAAGCACAGAGAAAAACCACUGGACGGCCGGCCUCCCCACUCGCUGUCUUCUUUUUGCUUCCUGCAGUACCCGUCUGUGUCUGUCUGUCUGUCUGUGUAGAUCGACCCAUCACUAACCCACCCGUCCCACACUCACCGCGAGCUCCCCCAUCACUGUAACAGGGUUUUAUAGGCUAAACUCUCAGUCACGCCUACAUGCAACAUUAAGCUUCCUUCCUUUCUCAAGCAGAGUUGCCAGCUGUUGACGUGUUCAAACAAACCUGUGAGAGGACAUGCAAGGCGCAUCUUACUUUUGGCACAUCGUCGACACAGGGUAAAUACCAAGAGUUGAGAGAACUAUUUAUUUAUGUUUAUGUAAGCCAUCCUCUCGGACCCCGCUCCCCUCCACGUCUCUGUCACACUCUCGAUUUGUGGAGCUGUAAAACCCACAUUUUCUAUUGUUUUGUUCUCUCAUGUCUUGACUUUUAAUGUGGAAACAGGGUAUAUAUUUGAACAAAAUGCAUGUCCCAGGAAUCUGAGCAGAUGUGUACAACUUGUUUUUCUUCAAAACAACUGGGAUUAUUUGUCUGGGCUGUCAGUGGGAGUAACUUGGGGGCACAGCCGUCCCCCCGACUCCCCACGUUCAGGGUGCAAAUUCCUCCAGUUGUUUUCAAAAGUUCAUAACCUACACAAAUGCUUUUUUACAUCUGGGCAUCAUUGUUGCACUUAGAGUUUACAUUUUGAUGGUUAAAGGUUAAAAAAAAUAAUGAAAUCUUAUUUUGAAGACGGAAGGCCUUCCAAUCAAAGCGUCUUUCGCCAAUGUGUGUUCAAGUGAACAUUCAUAUAUAAAUAUUUAUUUGUUAUAGCCAGUCUAAAAGGACUUUCUGUUUUAUAUUAAUAUUAUUUAUCCUUCAUGUAUUUAUAUUGAGGAAAAAAAUACUGUACUUUUUUAGUAUUUACCUGGUAUGAAAAAAAAACAAAAAUAACAUUGUGUUUCCUCUUGUCCCUUGUACUGAAGUUAUACUUUUUUAGUUCUUGUAUUUUAGAAGAAAAUGCGUAGUUUUUAUGUUACUCGACUGGCCCUUGUACAUAAGUGUUUUGACUUGUACAGGGAAAACGGCGAGUGUUGGGACUCUGGUCCCGCCAGUGCAUAGUAUGAAAAUAGAGACAAAUAUUAGCUGGAGAACUGAACACGUUUUUUUGAGGUUUUUUUUUCUUUUUUUUUUUUCUUUGCUCUUUGUAGCUCUUUUUUCUUUAAUUGUCGCGAGAGUUGUCUGUCAAACAAUUCUUUAAUAAAAUGUUAUGUUAUUCA